AUUGGACACCUGGACCUUUUCCUUCGGUUCCUCCUUGGUUUGUCACUCCAGUCCAAUCGACGACUAUUACAAGGUCUGUUGACACGGCAAGAUGACAAUGCCAAAAGCAAAAAGGAAAUAGUUGAGUACAUCAAGCAGAAAUUAGGAAAUAAUCUGUCUCCAGAGAGAUCCAUUAAUCUGUUCUACUGUUUGAAUGAGCUAAAUGAUCAAACUCUGGUGAAAGAAAUUCAAACCCAUCUUAACAAAGGAAGUCUCUCAUCCGCUGAUCUUUCACCUGCCCAGUGGUCUGCUUUGGCCUUUGUGUUGUUGACAUCAGAGAAGGAUCUAGAGAAGUUUGAGCUUGAGAAAUUCAAGAAAUCGGAUGAGUGUCUCAUUAGAUUAUCAGCAGUCAUCAAAACCUCCAAAAGAGCUCUAUUAAAUGAUUGUAACAUAACAGACAGAAGCUGUUCAACUCUGGCUACCGUUCUUGGAUCAGAUACAAAUUUGAAAGAGCUGAACAUGAACAAUAAUAAUCUGCAGGAUUCAGGAGUGAAGCUACUCUGUACUGGACUGGAGAAUAUGAAGUGUGAGUUGGAGAUACUGAAACUUUCAGACUGCAGUAUCACUGAAGAAGGUUAUAAAGCUCUAGCUUCAGCUCUGAGAUCAAACCCUUCACACCUGAUAGAGCUGGAUCUCACAGGAAAUGAUCCUGGACAAUCAGGAGUGAAUGAGCUCAAUGAUUUACUACAGGAUCCGAACGUUCAACUGAGGACACUGAGGUUUUUGGGUCCUGCUGCAGAUGAAGCCUGUAAGUAUAUAACUGGAAUUGUGGGUAAAAACCCAUUACUUCUGAGAGAGCUGAAUCUGAGUGAAUGUGAACUAGGAGACAAACGAGUGAAUCAGAUGGCUUCUCUACUGCAGGAUAAACACUGUAAAUUCAGUACACUUAUGCUGUGUGGAUGCAGUAUUAAAGAAAAACACUGUUACCUUCUGAGUUCAGCUCUGCGUUUAAACCCAUCACACCUGACAGAGCUGGACCUGAGUGGGAAUGAACUAAAAAAUACAAGAGUAAAGCACUUAAGUGACGCACUGAAGGACUCACACUGUAAACUGGAGAGACUUGAGUGUUUGUUUCAUUUCUCCCAAUGUAGGUUAAGAUACUGUGAUAUGACACAUGAGUGUUGUUCUGCUCUGACUUCAGCUUUGAAAUCAAACCCAUCAUACCUGAAAGAGCUAAACCUCAGUGGGAAUAAAUUAGGAGACUCAGGAGUUGAAAACCUCAGUGAUCUACUGAUGAACCCACAAUGCAUGAUGGAGAAACUAGAUCUGUGUGAAUGCAGUAUUACAGAGAAACAGUGUCUCAUCCUGACUUCAGCUCUGAAAUCAAACCUAUCACACCUGAGAGAGCUGGACCUUGGUGGGAAUAAAAUGAAAAACACAGGAGUGAAUCCCUUAUGUGACAUGCUGAAAAAUUCAGACUGUAAACUGGAGAGAUUGAGGUUUAGAGGCUGUGAUAUGACAGACGAAGGUUGUUCUGCUGUGACUUUAGCUCUGAAAUCAAACCCAUCACGCCUGCAAGAGCUAGAGCUGAGCGGGAAUCAACUAGGAGACUCUGGAGUGAAAAACCUUAGUGAUCUACUGAUGAACCCAGAAUGCAACCUGGAAAUAUUAGUUCUGUGUGGCUGCAGUAUUACAGAGAAACAGUGUCUCAUCCUGACUUCAGCUCUGAAAUCAAACCCAUCACACCUGAGAGAGCUGGAUUUGAGUGGGAAUGAACUGAAGAACACAGGAAUGAAUCGCUUAUGUGACGUACUGAAGGAUUCACACUGUAAACUGGAGAGAUUGAGCUUAAAUGACUGUGCCAUUACAGAUGUUGCUAGUUUGGCUCAGUCUUUGAGUAAGACAAAAGUCCUGCAGUUUCUAAAAGAGCUUGAUCUGAGUAACAAUAACAUUGGAAACUCAAAGAAGCAGCUCAGUGAUUCGCUACAAGACUCAAACUGUAAACUGAGGUAA
This is a messenger RNA of Labeo rohita (rohu), 1992 nucleotides long. RefSeq names its product ribonuclease inhibitor-like. The transcript is spliced from 10 exons. The record is from RefSeq and is a predicted model, not a curated record. The annotation marks the transcript as partial. NCBI's taxonomy places the organism in Eukaryota, Metazoa, Chordata, Actinopteri, Cypriniformes, Cyprinidae. Gene Ontology annotation, molecular function: protein binding.